This is a messenger RNA of Osmia bicornis bicornis, 2975 nucleotides long. Its product is annotated as WD repeat-containing protein 3. Bases 204 to 2972 code for a protein of 922 amino acids. Gene Ontology annotation, molecular function: protein binding; snoRNA binding. The transcript has 14 exons. NCBI's taxonomy places the organism in Eukaryota, Metazoa, Arthropoda, Insecta, Hymenoptera, Megachilidae. The record is from RefSeq and is a predicted model, not a curated record. Gene Ontology annotation, biological process: maturation of SSU-rRNA. Gene Ontology annotation, cellular component: Pwp2p-containing subcomplex of 90S preribosome; small-subunit processome.
CGUAAAACAAAUACAUAUUGUAACCUUAAUUAAUUGAUGUUAAAUAAAUAAUAUUUUAAAUAAAAGAUUGUUAUUAUUCAGGAAAUAAUUAUGAAUAUAUCUGUUAUAAAAACAGUCUCGUAACUUGAAUAAUAUACAUUUGUUAUAAAUAUAAACCUUUUUCUACAUAAGCACCUUUUUGUUGUUAUAUUUAAGAAUAAAAAAUGGGUUUAACAAAGCAAUACUUAAGAUAUGUACCAGCAGGAAAUGCAAACAUAAUUGUUAGUCCUUCUUGCAAUACUGUAUUUGUAACAUUACAAGGACAAGAAGGUAGAUUUGUAGCAGUUGGUGCAUGUGAACAUGUUUUCAUAUGGGAUUUACGUUUAGGAGAGAAGGCCCAAGUAUUAUCUGGAGACAAAGUAAAUGUUACGUGUUUAGCUACCUCUCCUAAUAAGCAACAUAUAGCGGUUGGUUAUGCGGAUGGCACUAUAAAAACUUUCAAUUUAGCAUCAGGAGAAAAUACAAGUAUAUUUGUAGGUCACAGAUCUGAAAUUACAACUCUAGCAUAUGACAGUAAAGGACAUAGAUUAGCUUCUGGAUCAAAGGACACAGAUAUUAUCCUUUGGGAUGUAGUAGCAGAAACUGGAAUUUGUAGAUUAAGUGGACAUAAAGGUGUAAUAACUAAACUUGUAUUUAUGAGUGAUUAUAAUAUCAUUAUUAGUGCCAGCAAAGACACAUUUGUCAAAUUCUGGGACUUAGAUACUGAACAUAAUUUUAGAACCCUUGUUGGUCAUAGAACAGAGGUUUGGGGUCUAGCUUUAAUUAAAGAUGAUCAUUAUUUAAUAACUGGUUGUAAUGAUAAUGAAUUACGAGUAUGGAAAAUAUCUUUUAUUGAUAAUGAAACUGUAGAUAUUCAUUUGCAAGAGUUAACUCUCACUGAUGAUGCUGAAGUUAGCGACAUGAAACAUCCUUUGAGAUGUGAAAAAGUUGGAAGCAUAUUGCGAAGCGGUCGUGGACGAGUUGUAUCUCUUGAAGUUGAUACAACACACACUGUUAUUGGAUGUCAUGGAGUGGAUAGUACAAUUGAUUUAUUUCAAGUAUUACCUGAUGCCAAAAUAAAAGAAAAUGUCGUUAAACGCUUACGAAAAGAACGAAAGAAAGCAGAGAAAACUGGAAGCAAUGUAGAAGUAAAUUACUCAGGAACACCAACUAUAAAAGAUGAGAUCAUUCGUUUACCUAUUAUCAAAGUAUCUGCUAAAGCUAAAGGGCUCGAUAUGGUAAUGGGUAGAGGAGGUGAACUCAGAAUAUGUAUUGGAGUUAAUAAUAACUCAAUGGAAUUAUAUUCUCUAUUCACACAAGAGAAAGAUGCUGAAGUAAAACAAUUAAGAUCAAUGACAAACCACGGUCACCGUACGGACGUUCGUGCUGUUAGUUUUAGUUCUGAUAAUUUGGCUUUUGCAACAGCUAGCGGAGAUUCUGUAAAAUUAUGGAACAGACCAACCCUGGCGUGCUUACGUACUGUGGAAUGUGGUUAUGCUUUGACUCUAACAUUUGUACCAGGAGACAGACAUUUAAUAGUAGGUUUAAAAGAUGGCAAAAUGUUGAUUAUUGAUAUUACAGCAGGUGAUGUUUUGGAAGAAGUACCUGCACAUUCUAAGGAACUUUGGAGUGUCACGCUAUUUCCCGACAGGAAAGGAGUAGCUAGUGGUGGAGGAGAUCAAACAGUAAAAUUCUGGAAUUUUGAACUUAUUGAAGAUCCUGACAGAGAGAUAAAAGCGAAAGUUUUGUCUGUUUUACAUUUAAGAACUUUGAAACUAGAAGAUACUGUAUUAUGUGUAAGAAUAAGUCCUAACAAUAGAUUUGUUGCAGUCGCACUACUUGAUUCUACUGUAAAAAUCUUUUUCCUUGAUACUUUUAAGUUUUUCAUUUCACUUUAUGGACAUAAGUUACCGGUAUUGUGUAUGGAUAUAUCUAGCGACUCAUCACUUAUUGCCACUGGUUCUGCAGAUCGAAAUAUUAAAAUUUGGGGUUUAGAUUUCGGAGAUUGCCACAAAUCAAUAUUCGCUCAUGAUGAUUCCGUCACGGGAUUGUCAUUUGUUCCUGGGACACAUUAUGUUUUCACAUGUGGUAAAGAUGGAAGAGUGAAAGAAUGGGACGCUGAUAGUUUUCAAAAGAUUGUGACAUUGCAUGGACAUGCAGGAGAGGCAUGGAAUUGUGCUGUUUCUCCAAAUGGUGUUUAUGUUGUAUCCUGCGGAUCAGAUAAGGUAGUUCGGUUGUACGAAAGAAGUUCGGAGCCCUUAGUUCUUCAAGAUGAAGAAGAAGAAGAAAGAGAACGUCAAGAAAAUGAAUUAGCUACUGGAGAAAGUACCGUUGUUCCAGGACAGAAACAACAGUCUUUACCUUCAAGAAAAACUGUCUCUAGUGAAAGAGGGGCUGAAUUAAUAAUGGAAUGUUUAGACGUGACUGCAGAAUAUAAUGAACAGUUAUCGAAAGCAGUAGCAGCGGGGAUCGAUAAAGCGCCUCCUGUUCCUUUGCAAAUGCAAGCUUACAAUUGUGAAACCAUAGAUGAUUACUUUUUAGAAACGAUUAAACGGAUCAGAGCAAGCGAUUUGGAAGAGACAUUAUUAUUAUUACCUUACUCGGUUGCGUGCGACAUUCUUAAGAAGGUUCCUAAACUAUUGCAGUCGGAUUAUCACACGGAAUUAAUGUCGAGAUUAGCCCUGUGUUUAAUACAAGCCCAUCACGGUCCAAUUAUAGCUACAGAAGAACUUUUGCCUGUGUUAGAAACCGUGAAAACACUUGCCAUCAAGAAAGUUUCUGACCUGAAGGAUAUGAUUGGUUUUAAUUUACACGGGAUGAUGCAUAUACAACGCACUAUCGAAGAAAAAGAAGGAAUACAACUUUUCAGAGAUGCAACCAAAAGCAGUAAACGUAGAAACAGAGUUAGAAGAAAUAAAGAAAAAGCAUUGAAACGAGCAAUCAUGUCGUUGUAAUGU